Apaloderma vittatum (bar-tailed trogon) is the source of this 4380-nucleotide messenger RNA. RefSeq names its product epiplakin-like. The transcript is spliced from 3 exons. Gene Ontology annotation, cellular component: cytoskeleton; membrane; cytoplasm. Gene Ontology annotation, molecular function: keratin filament binding; structural molecule activity. The coding region runs from base 1 to 4380 and encodes 1459 amino acids. NCBI's taxonomy places the organism in Eukaryota, Metazoa, Chordata, Aves, Trogoniformes, Trogonidae. Gene Ontology annotation, biological process: intermediate filament bundle assembly; wound healing. The record is from RefSeq and is a predicted model, not a curated record.
AUGGACUCCGUCAGAAAGUACCUCUAUGGCUCGGGCAGCAUUGGGGGAAUCGUACUCCAGCCCUCAAACCAGAGGAUGAGCAUUUAUGAGGCCAUGAAGCAAAACAUCGUGGUACCAGGAGUGGCCCUGCCGCUGCUCGAGGCCCAGGCCGCCACAGGCUUCAUCAUCGACCCGGUGAACAACCAGAAACUCUGUGUGGAUGACGCCGUCAAGGAGGGAGUCAUUGGGCCAGAAGUCCACGAGAAGCUGCAGCAUGCGGAAGGGGCUGUGACAGGCUAUAAAGAUCCUUUCACAGGCAAGAAGAUACCCCUCUUCCAGGCCAUGAAGAAGGGCCUGAUCGCGGACAAACAGGCCCUGCAGCUGAUGGAGGUGCAGAUGGCUACAGGAGGCAUCAUUGACCCAGCCUGUGGCCACUACAUCCCCGUAGACUCUGCCCAGAAGCGAGGGUGCCUGGAUGAGGACACCAGCAGGGCCCUUUCAGAGCCCAGCGACAGCAACAGAGCCUUCUGCGUCCCCGAGAGCAAGGAGACCGUGACCUACGCUGAGCUCAUCCAGCUCUGCCAGAAGGACGAGGUCUCCGGCUUCCACUUGCUGCCUCUGUCACGGACAGCUGCUCCUGCCCGCACUGACGACCAAAUCCAACGGAUUUUCAAGGAAACCGAGGUGAAGGAGAAAGGGGUGUCCCUCUGGGAGCUAAUCCACUCUGGCUACUUCACGGAGGAGCAGAGGAGAGACUUCGUGGAGCGGUUCCGCUCCGAGGAACUGUCUCUGCAGCAGCUGGUUGCUCUUGUGCUCAAGCUGGUUGGGGAGAUGGAGAUGAAAGCCCGCUCCCAGAUCACCGUGGAAGGCUUGCGGGGCCGCGUCCCGGCAGUCUGGCUGCUGGAUGCCGGCAUCAUUACCGAGAAGAUGUUUGAGGAACUUGCUCAGGGUGUAAGAACUCCUGAAGAAGUGGCCGCAAUGGAGAGUGUGAAGAAGUACUUGCAGGGCACGGGCAGCAUCGCUGGCGUGUUCAUAGAGGCAUCCAAAAGGAAGAUGAGCAUUUACGAUGCCAUGAAGAACAAUCUCCUCCUCCCUGGGGCUGCUCUGAGGCUUCUGGAAGCUCAGGCAGCCACGGGGUACCUGCCUGACCCAGCCACAAACAGGAGACUCAGCGUGAGGGACGCUGUGAAAGCCGGUGUGGUUGGCGAAGAGCUCACCGAGAAACUGCUUCUGGCCGAGAGGGCGGUGACAGGCUACACGGACCCCUACACGGGGAGCUCCAUCUCGCUGUGCCAAGCGCUCAGGAAAGAGCUGGUUCCCCUGGGAGAUGCUGUUCCCUUGCUGGAGGCCCAGCUGGCCACGGGAGGGGUCAUUGACCCCAUUCACCAGCACCACCUCCCGCUCCAGGCUGCGCGCAGGUACGGCUUCUACGAUGAGGACCUGGACCAAACCCUCUCCCAGCUGAACGACAGCACCAAAGUCUUUCUUGACCCAAACACGAAGGAGAACGUGACCUACCAGCAGCUGAAGGACCGGUGCGUUCGUGAGGCUGACUCGGGUCUCUGGCUCCUUCCUCUGUCCGAAGACGCGAUGUUCUGUGUGGACGAGCAAACCAUGAAGGUGUUGAAGUCUGUGACCGUUUGCAUUAACAUAGGGCGGUUCAAAGGACAGACGGUGUCGGUCUGGGACCUUCUCAACUCUGAAUACCUCUCAGAUGGCAAGAGAAGAGAGCUCGUGCAGAAGUACAAAGACGAGAACACCGAAGCGCUGCAUGAAAUCGUAACGAUUGUCACCACCAUCAUCAGAGAGACUGAGACACAAGGCAAGAAGUUUGCAUUCAAGGGCCUGCGGAAGAGAGUAUCCGCCAGUGACCUCUUCCAGUCCCAACUGAUAGACAAAAAAACCCUUGAUGAGCUUAACCAGGGGAAGAAAACAGUCAAAGAAGUCACCGAAAUGGACUCUGUCCGCAGGUACCUGGAGGGCAGCAAUUUCAUCGCAGGGGUCCUUGUCCAGCCAAGCAAUGAGAAGAUGAGCAUCUACCAGGCCAUGAGGAAGGGCAUCCUGAGGCCAGGGACAGCGCUGGUGCUGCUGGAGGCGCAGGCGGCCACCGGCUUCAUCAUCGACCCGGAGAAAAACAAGAAGUUUUCGGUGGAGGAAGCAUUAGCUGCAGGUCUAGUCGGAUGGGAGGUUUUUGACAAGCUGCUCUGGCUGAUCGUGAAGAGCCACGGCAUCCGCCUGCUCGAGGCGCAGAUCGCCACCGGCGGCAUCAUCGACCCCGUGCACAGCCACCGCAUCCCCGUGGAGGUGGCCUAUCAGCGCGGCUACUUCGACCGCGAGAUGAAUCAAAUCCUUUCUGAUCCCAGCGACGACACCAAGGGCUUCUUCGACCCCAACACCCACGAGAACCUCACCUACAUGCAGCUGCUGGAGAGAUGCGUCCAAGAUUCAGAGACUGGGCUGCACAUGCUGCAGGUUGUACAGGAGGGAGGGAGGUACUUCUACAUCGACGAGGGCACGAAACAGGUUUUACGCUCAAAAACCAUUAAAGUGGAAGUGGGAAGGUUUAAGGACCAAACAGUUUCCAUCUGGGAAGUUCUCUGCUCUCACUACUUCUCCGAGCAGAAGAGGAAAGAACUGGUGAUGCAGUACAAGUGCAAAACCCUAGCUCUGGAAGAGCUUAUAGCCCUCAUCUUGAAAAUAAUUGAGGAUACAGAGCAGCGAGCAGAAGCCCUGAAGGUUAGAGGACUCCGUGGGGAUGUAUCGGUGUCAGAAUUGUUUAACUCCGAGAUAAUCGACAAGAAAACUCUAGAUCAGCUGCAGGAUGGAACUCUCACACUUGUCAGCCUCACCAAGAGGGACUCCGUCCAACGGUACUUGGAUGGCACCGGCUGCAUCGCCGGGGUUCUACUGCCAUCCAGGAAAGAGAAGAUGAGCAUCUACCAGGCCCUGAAGAUGGGUCUUCUCACGGAGCAGUGUGCCCUGGGGCUGCUGGAGGCACAGGCCGCUACCGGCUUUCUCAUCGACCCACUGGAAAACAGGAAGCUCUCGGUGGAUGAGGCUGUCUCCGAGGGUCUGGUGGGCAGCGAGCUGCAAGAGAAGCUGCUCUUGGCCGAGAGAGCCGUCACGGGCUACAGAGAUCCUCAGACGGGGAAUAAAAUACCCCUCUUCCAGGCCAUAACGCAAAAGAUAACAGUCAAGGAACAUGGCACACGUCUGCUCGAGGCUCAACUCGCCACCGGCGGCGUCAUUGACCCUGAGCACAGACACCGCCUGCCCGUGGAGGUGGCCGGCCCCGGGGGGGUGCCCUACCGCCGUGGCUGCUUGGAUGAUGAUAUGUUUCUGCUACUUUCUGACCCAGAUCACGGUGUCAAAGGUUUUAUAGACCCAAACACCCAUGAGAAAAUCAGUUACAGUCAGCUCCUGCAGAGAUGUUCCAAAGACAGAGACACCGACUUGUACCUACUGCAGGUCAUGGAAAAAGUGGAUGACUACUUCUACAUUGAUGAGCGAACAAAAAAUGCCUUAUUGUCCACAAAGGUCCAAGUGCCUGUUGGAAAAUACGAAGGACAAGUGCUGUCGCUGUGGGAACUUCUCUGUUCUGAGUACAUCACAGAGGAGAAAAGAAAAGAACUGGUGAAAAAAUAUAAAGAGGAAUCCAACCACAUCAUACAGGACAUAAUUGAUAUGAUACUAAAGAUCAUCAAAGAAAAAGAAGAGAACAGAAGCGAUGUCUGGUUCCAAGGGAUCAGACAACAAAUAACGGCGUCGGAACUUCUCAGUGCACAGAUAAUCACAGAGGAAACAAUGGAAAAACUCCAAGAGGGAAAGGAGACGGCACAAGAAAUAGCGCAAAUGGAGAGUGUGAGGAGAUACCUGGAGGGAACUGGAAGCAUCGCCGGCGUGCUGGUGCCCUCCAAGGCCGAGCCGGGCAAGCUGGAGAAGAUGAGCAUCUACCAGGCCAUGUGGAAGGGCAUCCUGCGGCAGGGCACGGCCCUGGUGCUGCUGGAGGCGCAGGCGGCCACCGGCUUCGUCAUCGACCCGCUCACCAACAGGAAGCUCUCGGUGGAUGAGGCCGUCUCCGAGGGGCUGGUGGGCAGCGAGCUGCAGAAAAAACUUCUUUCUGCAGAAAGAGCAGUGACCGGCUACAAGGACCCCUACACAGGACAAAAGAUCUCCCUCUUCCAGGCCAUGAAGAAGGAGCUCAUCGUCAAGGAGCACGGCGUCCGCCUGCUCGAGGCGCAGAUCGCCACCGGCGGCAUCAUCGACCCCGUGCACAGCCACCGCCUGCCCGGCUUCGUCGACCCCAACACCCCCGAGACCCGCACCUACCUGCAGCUGCUGCGCCGCUGCGUGCCCGACCCGGACACGGGUCUUUAUUUCCUCAAUAUUUUUAGAAAAUAA